AUGGGCAUCUUCAAACCAAAGGCAUGGCUUUCAGUUGUCACUAACUUGGACAAGGCAAAACCACACUCUUACAGGGAAGCUCUUCUUCAUCCCAAAUGGCGUCGUGCUAUGAUUGAGGAAUAUGAGGCACUCAUUCGCAACAAGACAUGGUCCUUAACACCUCUUCCCCAGGAUCGUAAGGUCAUUGGUAGUAAAUGGGUGUUUCAAAUUAAACAAAACCAAUCAGGUGAGAUUAGUCGUUUUAAAGCCUGUCUAGUCGCUCAAGGGUUUAGCCAAGACUAUGGUAUAGACUACUUUGAAACUUUUAGCCCAUUUGUGUUUACAUUUUAA
This is a messenger RNA of Benincasa hispida (wax gourd), 330 nucleotides long. Lineage: Eukaryota; Viridiplantae; Streptophyta; Magnoliopsida; Cucurbitales; Cucurbitaceae. The record is from RefSeq and is a predicted model, not a curated record.